CAGGCGCCGAGUCGGGGCCCAGUCCGGGAGCUGCGGACCGCGGCCUCUCGUCAGCGCCGCCGCCGCCGCCCAACGCAGCACUCUGGCCUCAUCGUCGGACUCGGAGCCCGGUGGAGCGUCUCCGCCGCUGCCGAGCCCUCCCCCAAGGAAGAAGCAGCGAGUGUCCGCCAGCGGGCCCGGGCCCCGCCGCCGCCACCGCCGCCCCGCCACCCCGCUCAGCAGCAUGCAGCAGGCCCCGGCCCCCAGCACCAACGGAGCUCAGCCCAUCACCCUUACCGCUGCCAACGGGCAGCUGCCUCACACCGGCCCGGGGCCCGGCCUGGAGCUGGAGGCCGGCGGCCCCGACACGCACCCCGCGGCCGGCACCGGCCGCAAGAAGAAGCGGCUCUCGCGGGCGGAUGAGGAUGUGAUCCGGCUGAUCGGCCAACACCUCCGGGGACUCGGCUUCAACCAAACGGUCGAACAGCUGAUGCAGGAGACCGGAUGCAGCCUGGAACAUCCGUCUGCCACCAAAUUCCGGAACCACGUGACGGAGGGAGACUGGGAAAAGGCUGAAGCUGACCUCACUGAACUCAAGUCCUUGGUGCACUUGCCUCAGGCUAUUGUGCGCAUGAAGUUCCUGCUGCUGGAGCAGAAAUACCUGGAAUUCCUGGAUGAUGGCAAGGUGCUGGAAGCUCUGCAGGUGCUCCGGUUCGAGCUGACUCCGCUGAAGUACAACACGGAUCGGAUCCAUGCUCUGAGUGGAUACCUGAUGUGUAGUGAUGCAGAUGAUCUGCGAGCAAAGGCGGAAUGGGAGGGAAAGGGCAACAUGUCACGUACCAAGCUGCUCGAUAAACUUCACACGUAUCUCCCUCCGUCCGUGAUGCUGCCACCCCGUCGCCUGCAGACCCUGCUCAGACAAGCCGUGGAGUUACAGAGGGACCGGUGCCUCUACCACAACACCAAAGCCGACACCAACCUCGACUCGGUCUCGCUGCUCAUGGACCACGCCUGCAGCAGGCUGCACAGGCGACAGUUUCCUUGUUACACUCGCCAGAUCCUCACUGAGCACUGCAACGAAGUGUGGUUCUGCAAGUUCUCCAACGACAGCACGAAGCUGGCAACGGGAUCGAAGGACAACGCGGUCAUCAUCUGGCAGGUCGAUCCUGAAACACAUCAGCUGAAGUUACUCAAGACAUUGGAGGGUCACACGUACGGAGUUUCGUAUCUGGUGUGGAGCCCGGAUGAUACCUAUUUAAUCGCCUGCGGUCCAGACGAUUGCUCGGAGCUCUGGCUUUGGCACGUACAGACAGGGGAACUGAGGACCAAAAUGAGCCAGUCGCAUGAGGACAGUCUGACCUGCGCCGCGUGGAACCCGGAUGGGAAGCGGUUUGUCACAGGAGGCCAGCGAGGCCAGUUCUACCAGUGUGACCUGGACGGUAACGUGUUGGAUUCGUGGGAGGGAGUGCGAGUGCAGUGUCUGUGGUGCCUGAACGAUGGAAAGACAAUCCUGGCCUCGGAUACCCACCAGCGGAUACGAGGCUACAACUUCGAGGAGCUGACCGACCGCAACAUUGUGCAAGAGGACCAUCCUGUCAUGUCUUUCACAGUUUCCAGAAACGGGCGGCUCGCUUUGCUCAAUGUAGCUACUCAGGGGGUCCAUCUCUGGGAUUUGCAAGACCGGGUCUUACUGCAGAAAUACCAGGGCGUCACCCAAGGCUUUUAUACCAUCCACUCUUGCCUCGGAGGCAUGAGUGAGGAUUUCAUAGCAAGUGGAAGCGAAGAUCAUAAAGUCUACAUCUGGCACAGAAAGAGUGAGCUACCCGUAGCAGAACUGACAGGGCACACACGUACAGUCAACUGUGUGAGCUGGAACCCACAGAUACCCUCCAUGCUGGCCAGCGCCUCUGACGAUGGCACGGUUCGGAUAUGGGGGCCAGCUCCCAGCCUUGAUGGGGAGGAUCCAGAAGGAUGCAGCAGCAGCAACAACAGCACCACCGACAGCUGACACCUCGAGCCAGACACCGGUUAACUGUCUCGCUGUGCCGCUCGGCUCCUCGAUGCCUGCUCGGUCAGGCAGCACGCCAUCCAAUGGACAGAAAAAACAAGACGGCAGCCGCGAUUUCCGCCCCCUCCCUCCCUCCCUCCCUCUCCUCUGCCCCUCUCUCUCUCUCUGCCCCUCUCUCUCUCUCUCGGCC
Messenger RNA from Carcharodon carcharias (great white shark), 2177 nucleotides. Its product is annotated as WD repeat-containing protein 26-like. The coding region runs from base 224 to 1987 and encodes 587 amino acids. Gene Ontology annotation, cellular component: GID complex. Gene Ontology annotation, biological process: proteasome-mediated ubiquitin-dependent protein catabolic process. The record is from RefSeq and is a predicted model, not a curated record. Gene Ontology annotation, molecular function: protein binding. NCBI's taxonomy places the organism in Eukaryota, Metazoa, Chordata, Chondrichthyes, Lamniformes, Lamnidae. The transcript has 14 exons.